AGGUUAAUGCAACUUGUAACCACUAUGUCAUGAUAAAGGUCAAUGCCGAUGUUAACAACAAAUUUCUUACUCUCGACGCAGUAAGGAUGGAUAACGAUGACUGGGUGUUUGGUUGUAAGGAGACACGAAUCUAUAAGAAUACUCGAGUUUGUGACGAGGGAGACAAUCUUUCAGGAGACUCAGCAAUUAUUCCCUCCAGAGGAAAACGUAAAUCUAUCCAGCUAGACAUGCACAAACUAAAGGAAAACCGCGGAUAUUCUCAUAUUGUAGUUCAUACCCCUGUACAUACAGAGGAUACUAAGGUUAGCAUUGAUCUGUAUGAUCCAAGAGAAAGACAGAAGACCUAUACAGUUCCGAAGUGGAUCACGUUUUGGCGCAGUUAUCCGAUCAUUGAGAAAACACUUCCUGGUGCAGUCUACUACAAUAUUAGUCUAGUGAGUAUUGACCACCCCUGGCAAGCCUAUGAUAUCCAUGUGAACCCUGUACAAUGUGCAUACGAGGACCCAACCAAGGUUCACUACGGUUUAGCUAGAUUCUACACUCCGUGGGCCAAUACUACUACACAGGUUUUGAUAGGGCAGGGAAUAAACUUUACCAACACAUUGACCGCUAAGCUGAUGUCAUCAAAAACCUCAGCAGUUCCCGCGGAUUUACACCCUCAGGUUCACUUGUAUCUUGACCCAGCCUGUUCGUACUCCGUACAUAUUCAGGCCUCGCUACCCCAGAUGAUGGGUCAACUUGUCCGCUACUAUGCUCCGCUUAUACUUCCAUUCUCCUCAUGUAUCCUCAUUCUAAUUCUAGCUUUCCAGAUGCGUAGGUUUGAGACAGAGAAGUAUUGUAAGUCAUCUCUCCUUAUUCUGAUGGCAUAUGUCAGGUGAAUACAGUGGU
Molecule: messenger RNA, 888 nt
Organism: Eurytemora carolleeae
Lineage: Eukaryota; Metazoa; Arthropoda; Copepoda; Calanoida; Temoridae
Product: GPI inositol-deacylase
Exons: 13
Coding region: 30-878 (282 amino acids)
Biological process (GO): endoplasmic reticulum to Golgi vesicle-mediated transport; GPI anchor metabolic process
Cellular component (GO): endoplasmic reticulum
Molecular function (GO): phosphatidylinositol deacylase activity
Source: RefSeq, a predicted model, not a curated record